AUGAGCAACAACUUUGACAUGAGCUUUGUGGCCUUCCAGCCCGCCCAGGACCAGCAAGUUCAGGGGAACAACGGCCUCGUCGAAGGCCAGAACCUGUACAGCGCUGGGGGGCAAGUGCAGCCGUUGCCCGAUGACGACGUCAUCUUUGUCGAGCAACAACAGCUGCAGCAACAACAACAACAGCGACAACAGCAGCAGCAUCUGCAACAACUGCAACAACAACAACAGAUGCAGCAAAUGCAUCUGCAACAACAACAGUUGCAGCGGAUGUGCGAGCAGGAGCAGCAGCGACAACAGGCCUGGCUGCACGGCAGCCCGAACUCGCAGGCGUUUUGGCAGCCGCGGCAGCCACCAGCACUGCCGGCAUUCCUGCCACAGCAGCAGCAGCAUCAGCAGCCGCAGCCGCAGCACCAGGGGUGGCCGAACUACCACUUCCAGGUGCAGCAGCCAUCAUGCCCGGCACCAUACCCGGGACCGAACCCGGCACCGCACCCGGCAUUACAGCAUCCACAGUACCCGGUGCAGCCACAAUAUCCCGGGCUGCCACAAUUCCCGAUGCGGCCACAGCUACCGGUACAGCCACAGGUCCCGAUACAGCCACAAUACCCGGUGCAGCCAAUGCAGCCAAUGCAGGCUUAUCAGGGGUACUCGCAGCCCCCACAGUGGCCACAACAGCCACCACAGUGGCCACAACCACCACUACAGGGGCUGCAGGCACCACCACCACCAUCACAGCUGCAGCCGCAACCCCAACCGCAACCGCAACAGCAACAGCAACAGCAACCACGACCACGACCACGACCACAAAGGGCUCGGCAGCCAAGGAAGCCACGGCAGUCACGGCGAGCAACUUCACAGUCGCGGACUCCAGCGCCACAGCAGCCGGAGCCGCAAACGCCACAGCAGCCAGAGCAGCAGCCACAGCAGCCUCAGUCGCCUCAGCCGCCUCAGCCUCAGCCUCUACCUCAGCCUCAGCAGCAGCAGCAGCCACAACAACAACAACAACAACCACAGCAACCGACUCCUCCUAUAGGAGACGUUGAAGCGGCCAUGCUCCAAGCCUUCCGCCAGAUGGACGCCGAGGAGGAGGAGGAAGCCCAAGGAGAUGACGAAGUAGUAGUCGUCGACCCGUUCGACGAACUACGAGCUGCUCGUCCGGGUCUCAGGACCCCAGUCAACUUCCCGCUCCUCCUUCCUCCAAUGGCUAUCUGGCAUGAGGGAGUUGCUCGAGACAAAGAGGACAAGGACAAGGACGACAACGACAACGACAACGAUGGCGACGACGCACCGUCGGCGAAUUGA
Metarhizium robertsii ARSEF 23 is the source of this 1302-nucleotide messenger RNA. RefSeq lists its product as uncharacterized. Lineage: Eukaryota; Fungi; Ascomycota; Sordariomycetes; Hypocreales; Clavicipitaceae. The transcript has a single exon. The record is from RefSeq and is a predicted model, not a curated record. The coding region runs from base 1 to 1302 and encodes 433 amino acids.